AUGGGCUCCAAGUCUGGCAAGAAGCGCGGGCCCGCGCCGCUCCGCGUGUACAACCUCAGCAACACCUCGCCGGUGGCCAUCACCCGCAUGGUCGCCAUCCUCGAGAAGCUCCUCAGCAAGAAGGCGCACAAGCGCGUCGUCACGAUGCCGACCAAUGGCGACGUGCCGUUCACGCACGCCAAUGUCAGCCACGCCGCGCGCGACUUCGGCUACCACCCUGCCACCUCGCUCGAGGUUGGCCUCCGCCAUUUCGUCGACUGGUUCGUACAGUACUACAAGGUCAACGUCAGGGGCAGCGGCAAUGUCCUCGCCGGCAAGACCGCCAAGAGGAAAUCCAUGCCCAUGUCCGCAGCAUCAUGA
This is a messenger RNA of Miscanthus lutarioriparius, 360 nucleotides long. Lineage: Eukaryota; Viridiplantae; Streptophyta; Magnoliopsida; Poales; Poaceae. The record is from the annotation of a GenBank genome assembly.